Grus americana (Whooping crane) is the source of this 1676-nucleotide messenger RNA. It is a transcript of the gene CNTD1, whose product is annotated as cyclin N-terminal domain containing 1. NCBI's taxonomy places the organism in Eukaryota, Metazoa, Chordata, Aves, Gruiformes, Gruidae. The record is from RefSeq and is a predicted model, not a curated record. Gene Ontology annotation, cellular component: site of double-strand break. Gene Ontology annotation, biological process: reciprocal meiotic recombination. The transcript is spliced from 7 exons.
UUUCCCUCUGAUGAAGCGCCGCGGUGCUGUUAAAGUAAUUAUCGUCCUUAAGGUCUCUGAGCUGAACUGCUGAAUGGGCUCCCAGGUGCAAGCAGCGGCCCAGUGCCGUGACCCAGGCCCCGUCUUCGGCAAAAUCGCGCCUGAGAUUAUUGAGGAUACGCUGAUCCGUUUGGCCACGGAAAACGAACAGUACCUGAGCGAGCUGCCGGGUCAGGCUGGAUGCUUCAAAGAGACACGGAUAGUGGAAUUUAUAUUCCUUUUGUCUGAAAAAUGGCACUUGGACCAAUCGGCAAGGUACCAAGCAGUAGAGUUACUCGAAAGGUUUAUGAUCAAGCAAGUAGAACAAAUCUGUAAGUCCUCCAGAGAGAAUGUUAAAAGUCGUGAACAAGGACAAGGCAGCAGCUGGAGCUCUCUGAAACAUCAGAUAUACGACACGUUUGUCCUGAGACUUGUGUCGUGCAUUCAGCUUGCAAGCAAACUUUCCUUACACUAUAAUAUAGUUAACAGUGACACAGCUUUAAAAUUUCUACAGUCCUUAAAAUACUCAUACACUAAACAGGAAUUGCUUGAGUCAGAGCUUGCUGUUUUAAAAACUCUGCACUUCCAGAUCAACGUGUCAACUCCUUUGGUUUAUGUGGAAUUGCUUCUAGAGGUUUUAGGACAUAACGGCUGCUUGCUUCCUGCAAAACCAUUACAUCAGAUGUGUACGCAACUAUUAGACUUCUCCUAUCUUACAAGAGAUACCAUCUACGACACUUUGCUGAAGAUUGCCAUUGAAAAUUCGACACCAAGCAAACUGCAGGUAGUGAAGUUUUUGACAGUAAAGGAAGACUUCAUGCUCCUGGCUGUUGGAAUCAUCAGCACAAGCGUGUUCGUACUAAACCCUGGGCAAUGGAAGCAGGUUGUGGAGCAUUUAAACUGUAUCACUGGCAUUACUUCACAAAGUAUCUUAGAGUUUUCUUACGCAGUACUGAAACACAUCGUUGGCAGUUCCACUGCAAAGCAGCACUCCAGGAACAGUGGAACAAAACCUCUAGAGAAGAGAAUUAUGCCUCUUAAGUAGAACUAUCUUCUACAGCCAGUCGCUAGCGUAUCAUCGGUAGCAAACUGCUACGCUGCUGAUAAUAGUCCAUCUUGUGCGAUGCUGCAGAGGGCACCCAACGCGAUUUGGCUUUACUUUUGGUUUUGAACACCAGGUGUUCUGUAACGUUUUGUGUAUUACAUGUUAAUUAGAAAGCUCAUCCUUUCAGGCAACACACCACUGCUGCCAAGGGAGGCACACAGGAGCAAAGUAGCAUUUAGAAAUGCCUCUUUUGGCACCGAAAGCUUUAUUGUAAGAGCUACACCUUCUAAGUUAUGAAUAUAAGUUUCCUUUGAAUAAAGAGAAAACUCUAAGAGAGUCAUGUUUUGAAAAGGCAUUAACGUGCAGGGUAUGCUGCAUGGCAAUGGGCAUUGCCAGAAGCAUCUCGCGCGCCCACUCAUUACAAACAGGGCUGUACUUUCUUUCUCCAUUUGCUGUGUUUAAAAAAAUUGAUUAGUCUCAGGCAGCCUGCUGCAGCCAGGUUGCUUGUUACCACAUUCCCUCUUUGCUCGUACCCCCAGCAAGCCGGCUAGCUGACCAGUGUUGUGAAAAGCACAGAAUCCCACUGGCUUUGAAAGCGAUGGGAUCGUCGCGA